Molecule: messenger RNA, 2803 nt
Organism: Drosophila miranda
Lineage: Eukaryota; Metazoa; Arthropoda; Insecta; Diptera; Drosophilidae
Exons: 1
Source: RefSeq, a predicted model, not a curated record
CAGCCAGAAGAGCCAGAAGAUGAGCCGCCUUCUGAAGAGCGGAAUAGGCCGCAGAAGUCGGCGUUGCAAACGUCGUCGAGGACGACGGAUAAGACCAAGCGUAGGAUUAGAAUUGUAGUUAACGAUAAUAGCAGCUUAGCCGGAAGUAGUAUCGCACCUGCACCAUCACACACCACCUAUUCCAAUCACCAGAUCCCCAGAGAAGCGGAGGCCGAGACGAAGCGACUGAACAUCGAUUACGGCGACGAGAGCAUUGCCGACUGGGAGAAGGGCAAGGACGUACUCAUUUUGUCCGGGCGCCGAAACAAAAACGACAAGAACUGGGAGAACUGGGAACGGAUCCGCGAGCAGAAGCUGGAGAAGAUGAAGAACAUCUGCUUCGAGAGCUACCGCCAAUCAAAGCGGGACAAGUUGCAACAGGCAAAGCCGCGACCAAAGCAGCUCGACUCCACCUGGUACACGGACAACAUCUACUCAAAUCGCUCGGACGACAUGGAUGAAAACUAUGUACCGGACUGUAUCAAGUACGGCGUUUACCGCCAACUCCGCGACAUUAACGAGCUCGACGAAAAGUAUCCGGAGGAGGCAGGAGUCAAUCGGGGGCGGCGCGGCGAGGGCGAGGGCUCCACGGGAUACGGCCUGCAUCGCUCGAAGAGCUGCAAGGAGUUCCAGUACCCCAAGUCGCAGAGCUGGUGCUUCCAGGGCAACGUUUUUGAGGGCGGCGGCGGCGUGGCCAGUGGCAGUGGGAGUGGCCCAGCUGCUCCGGCCACCACCUCCAUACUGAAAAAUCGGUUGGGAGUGCCCAAGUCCUACUCGUUCAGUGCCAGCACCAAGACAAUGCCCUUCGACAUCAUUGACUACGAGCUGCCACCCGCCUCGAACACGCGGCGAGAGAAGCGCGAGGCAUACAGGCGCAACAUGCACAUGCUGUACAGCAACAGCCUGGACGAGCGAACCCUGGCCCACCGGUGUUACGCCCGGGACCAGUGCACCAGCGCCAGGUGCCUUCUGGAUGACAUCUACCCGGGAUCAGGAGCGGCAGCCAGUUCGCGGGGUCGCGCCCCAUCCCAGCAGCUGCUGGCUGGCAGCAGCAGGAAUUUGAAUCUGAACGCAGCGGACUGGCUGUUCGAGGAGCGGGCAGAGGCCGAUCACCGGGCGGGGCGGGCUCCGAGGACGCUGGCCCCCACGGUGAUAUGUUGCUGUGCUGCGGACGAUUGUUGCUGCCACCGACAGCCACAGCCCCAUCUGGUGGUUCGACCGCGGUCCCGUGUACACUGCCCAGGCCACCAUCCAGCGGCAGAGGAAGAGGAGCACAUGCACUGCCGUUACGACACCGAUCUGGAGCACUUCAUACGGGCGGAGUGGGAACGUCUGAUGCUGCAGGACAAGUUCCUGGACGAGGACGAACGCUACUUGGCCGCGGCACCUGCUCCCCGCAGCCCAGCGCGUCGGUUCACCAACUACCAGCGACCCACACGCAGCAAAUCCCCGCUGGAAAUGGAACCAUCAAAUCUGUUCGACGACGACACUUGCUCAGACACAACCGAAAUCGAUCUGGAGGAUUUCAACAUCGAUCUGGAGAAGUACUGGGAGCAGCUGGACAAGCCACCCAGUCCCAUCAACAUGGACAUGCGGCGCAACAUGCAGAGCAGCCUCAAGGUGAAGAACGUUAACGUGAGGUGCUACAACAACGGACAACCCAUCGACCUUCACGACCGGGAACACGAGCGCCUAAUGAUCAAGAAGUCCCUGCUCGAAGGCAUGCCCUCGCCGCCGCAGCUGGACUCCAGUGAGUCCUCCAACAAUGCUGGAUAUCCUUUUUUUGAGAAUGCCGACACCCCCUCCUUCCAUCACCUCUCUGGACCGGGUCGGGAGCCCGCCUAUGUGCCUGUGCCAGGCUACGGGCACAAGAUCUACCCGACCGCGGACGUCCUGCCCUCGUACCAGUACAAUAACUUCUACCCCGAGCACAGUCACCCGACCGUGGGCCACGUGCUCACACAGCAGCCCACAGCCGGCAUCCACCAUGCCUCCGCCGGCGGCCACUCGGCCCUCAGUCUGAUCAACAACAUCUUCUCCAUCUACAAGCCGAACAAGUACUCGCCGGAGAACUGCCAGAUGAACUACGAGAGCAAGCCGGAGCCGUGCAAGAAGAUGAACGUGCCCAGCACCCGGCGACCCCUUGGAGCGGCCGCGCAUCCCCACCCGCAUCCCCACGAGUACAUGCACUCCUCGAUGAAGCGACCCCUGCUGGUGAGUGCCGACCAGCCUCACUUCAAGAUUAUCCCCGAGAAGACUGGCCUCAAGAUAUCCCCUCUGCUCAGCUACGAUGAGUACGGCGGAAGCGGAUGUGGAGGCGGAAGCAUCGAGAAGUCGCAUCAUAGACUGAGCAGCACGGCACGGCCUCUGAUGCUUCCGCACUGAUGGUGCUGGACCUUUCCGUGGUAUGGUAAUGGCAACUAUUGUUAGUUAUGCUCCCAGCGACUGCCUGAACAACUCUCCAGAAAUCCAGAAGACUCGCGAACAGCGGCACGCAACCCAAACGCUCACGUUCCUGAGUCCUGCUCCAACAGCAGCUCCACCGACAUUCCAGCCGGUCGGGAGCUGGGUGUGGGGCUCGGGCUUUGGCACAUCUGUUGUGGCGCUGGCAGCUAUUCGAGUCCUCCUCAACCACCGCUCGUCGUUGUCGUCCUCGUCCUCGUCGCCUUCGUUCAUUCGCACAAUUUGCUUUUGGUUCAGCAAUGGGAGCAGGGACAUUGUUUCAUUGAUUGAUUCAUCGUUGUCGCAGCAACUGACACUCCAG